This is a messenger RNA of Fusarium verticillioides 7600, 769 nucleotides long. RefSeq lists its product as hypothetical. The transcript has 4 exons. Lineage: Eukaryota; Fungi; Ascomycota; Sordariomycetes; Hypocreales; Nectriaceae. The record is from RefSeq and is a predicted model, not a curated record. The coding region runs from base 168 to 590 and encodes 140 amino acids.
CACUCCUUGACCCCAAAGGCGCACUAUCAUCGUCAACUCCUACGCCCUUCAAACUUACCCCGCCAAUCACGGCAAUCACCACCCCGCAACUCGGAGCCCAUCUCCAUACUAGUACCACCUCAUCCUCCGUUCGAUACAUAAAUACAACAUCACCAUAACCCGAAAACAUGAACUCUCGUCUUGCAUUCUCACUCUCUAGAGCUAGAAUUGCACCUCGCUUCACUACAUUUCGAACAAUGGCUUCCUCAUCUGUUACCGUCCCUCCCGGAAAGUACGAGUUUCUCGUUGUCGUCCAUGACAAGCCCAAUGUUCGAGAGAAGAGACUCGAGGUUCGAGGAACCCACUUCAAGAACAUGGUUCCUAAUGUUGAGAAUGGAAGCUGGAAGAUGGGAGGUGCCAUUCUAAACGGUGUCCCCAAAGAUGACAGUGUCGACAGCCUCGACUUUGCCGGCAGUACCCUUGUUUGCAUCGCUGAAUCCGUAGAAGAGGUCAGAGAGCAACUCAGCAAAGACAUCUAUGCUACAUCAGGCGUCUGGGACAUGGACAAGGUCCAGAUCUACCCCUUCAAGGCCGCCUUCAGAAUGAACUAAUGCACAAGGCCAAUACCAUUCCCGUAGAGCCACGAUAGAGACCCUUUUCAAAACAGUGAACUGAUACUAUUCAUGCUGGUUAUCAUGAUCCGCUACCAUGAUGUUCCUGUUGUCCAUCCGUCGGUUGCUGACCUCGAAUCUUUGUGAUCAUUCGUUCCAUACCGCUUUGCUAACAAUAC